AUGAACCUCCAAAAAUGCCAAAUCAUAAAUAUCCAUCCCCGUGUAAAACGGGGAAAGGGGAACUGUAAAGAUGUUAUCACGGAUCGAUUUAUGUGUGUUUCAAUUCCAAAGCCAGCAUUCUCCCAACUCGGGAAUCUGAGUGCCAACAUUCAUUCUGCUCCUUCCAGCGUAUUCCCUGGAAAUCCAAGCCCUAUAUCUUGUAAUGCACCAGAAUACUGCCAUUGUCAGACCAAACCAGAGCCAAAAUUUGAUCACAUUGAGUGUGGAUUCAACGGCCUUGAAGUUAUACCAUUUGGAAUACCAACUUACACGAAAAAGUUACUUCUAAAUAACAAUCUAUUUAAGUUCAUUGAACGAGAAACAUUCAGAGGACUGCCAAACCUCCUAGAACUGGAUAUGAUACGUAAUGAUAUAACGGAUAUUUUGGGAAAGGCAUUUGAAUACUUGAAAAUGUUGGAAAUUCUAAAAUUGUCUCGUAAUAGCUUCACGAAACUUCAUCAUAAUGUGUUCCAAGGCUUGGGAAGUUUGAAAGAAUUGAGAAUCGGAUAUAACUCGGUCCCACUUGAAUUGGAAGAUGGUUGCUUUGAGGAUCUGAGGAAUUUGAAUGAUUUGAUCUUGACCUAUACUGAUUUACAAGGAACGUUGAACGCGUCCAUGUUUAAAGGCCUCGUAUCUCUGAAGAAAUUGGAUCUUGCUUCCACAUCCUCGCACACAAUUGAUCACGCUGCGUUUAGGCAUUUGGGACAGUUGGAAACCUUGGUUUUAUCACGCAAUAACCUAACAAGACUUUCACAAGGUAUAUUUACUGGCUUGGGGAAUUUAAGUAAAUUAGAAAUCCAUGAAAAUGCAAUCCCAAUUGCACUGGAUGACAACUGUUUUAAAGAUCUAGAGAAAUUAAAAGACCUCAGCUUGUCUCAAACAAAAAUACAAGGAGGUAAAUUAACAACAUCCAUGUUUCUUGGUCUACACACCCUCAAGGUACUAAAUCUUAAAAGCUGUAAUAUUCACACAAUCAACAAGGAAACGUUCAAAUACCUUGUAAACAUCGACACAAUUGAUCUAAGGGACAACACAUUCUCUAAGACUGAGUAUGUGCCCACGAUGUUCAACAUAUUGCCAAGUUUGCAGUCCCUGAAGAGCGACCACAUGGAGAUAUGUUGUAUUGCUUCAAACGUUCUUGAAUGUGAUCCGCAACCGGACUAUUUGUCGUCAUGUGCCUACCUAAUCAAGAGUGAUAUACUAAGGGUUUCUCUCUGGACUAUCGGGGUAUUGAUUCUUCUUGGCAACUUAAUAGCUAUAGUGCUGCGUCUAAACGAGAAGAAUGAGAGCUCUAACAUCAAUUGCAUCAUGAUAAUGAAUUUGUCCAUCGCCGAUUUUUUGAUGAGCAGCUAUAUUUUUAUUAUAGCGGCUGUGGAUGUGAAGUUUCGAGGAGUGUAUGCAGAAAAUCGAUAUGAUUGGGUCAAUGGAAGGAUUUGCAUGUUAGCUGGAUUUACUGCCUCUCUUUCAAGUGAGAUGUCAGUCUUUAUUCUUGUUGCCAUGACUUUCGAUAGAUUUUUUAAAAUUGUGUUUCCGUUCAAGUCCAAGCUUCACCUUAAUCAAUGCUCUGCUUAUAUUGUCAUGUCUUUUGGGUGGACUCUAUGUGUGAUUCUGUCUGGAUUGCCUCUUCUUCCUUUGAACUACUUUGGUCCAUACGCUUUCUUUUCACAGUCUGGUUUCUGUCUGCCACUUAUUUUGACCGACUUUAAUUUCAAAGGAUGGGAAUACUCGUUCUCCAUAUUUAAUGUCACCACUCUUGUCGGGUUCAUCCUCAUUGCGGGAGGCUAUUUGGGAAUAUUCGCCUCCACCUUUAUUCGACGUGCAUCCAUUCGGCGUCACACAAAUCGGGAAGUGAAGAUGGCUAGGAAGAUGCUGUGGAUUGUCGCCACGGAUUUCUGUUGCUGGGUCCCGAUAUCAAUACUGGGAUUUCUGGCUCUGCAAGGCGUCCAACUUCCAGGUGAAAUAUUUGCCUAUAUCAGCAUAUUUGUGCUUCCAAUCAAUAGCGCCAUCAACCCGAUGAUUUACACAUUUAGCAACCUCUCCUAUGAUGUUAAAUGUACAUGUAUGAGAAAGAGAAGCACCACCCAGAAUUCAUCAACCCUUCAAACACCGGCUGGGUCAUCAACUAGGAUCGAUACAAAUAUAAAUUAUAUCAGACAGAACUCAUAA
Molecule: messenger RNA, 2205 nt
Organism: Owenia fusiformis
Lineage: Eukaryota; Metazoa; Annelida; Polychaeta; Sabellida; Oweniidae
Source: the annotation of a GenBank genome assembly